Molecule: messenger RNA, 950 nt
Organism: Cucurbita pepo subsp. pepo (vegetable marrow)
Lineage: Eukaryota; Viridiplantae; Streptophyta; Magnoliopsida; Cucurbitales; Cucurbitaceae
Product: protein C2-DOMAIN ABA-RELATED 11-like
Source: RefSeq, a predicted model, not a curated record
CCAAUUUGCAACUUCAAAGAAAAACUAGAUUCAAGUUGAUUUACCGGUGUGGUUUUGAUUUCUGUGAUUGAUAAAUCUUGAAACUCUUCAGCUUUGAGACCACAAGCAAAUCGUCUCUGUUCUUCCAUCUUCAUCUUCAAACAAGCUUUGAAUCCAUUCAUUUUUGAGGCUCGAUUCAAAUUCCUGAGGUAAUGGCGGUGGAGACUUCGGGGCGGCUGAAAGUGAUCAUAAUCCAAGGGAGAGAUCUGGUGAUUCGAGAUUUCAAAACUAGCGAUCCGUAUGUCGUCGUCAAAUUGGGGAAACAGAAAGCAAGGACGAAAGUAAUCAGCAGUAACCUAAAUCCAGUAUGGAACGAGGAACUGAACUUCACGAUGGACACGAAACACUCUGCAGUCUUGAAAUUCGAAAUGUUCGACAAAGAUCUGUUCAAGCGAGACGACAAGAUGGGGCGAGCAACGUUCAACCUUCAGCCAAUGCAGUCGGCAAGUCGGCUGAGUAAGAUUCUAGGAAUAUCGGGGGGCGAGACGACGCUGAGGAAGGUGGUUCCGGGAAUGGACGACUGCUUUCAGGAGGAAUACUCGAUACGAUGCGUGGAUGGGGAGGUGGUGCAAGAUGUUUGGCUGCGCCUCACUGGAGUUGAGUCCGGAGAGAUUCAAGUCAGAAUCAUAUACGUAGAAGACGAAAGUGUGAGGAGCUGGGGAGGAGAUGGUGCACGGUUUGCAAGCAAUCAAGGGCGUGAACAAGCUGUGCGAUGGGUGCCUCAUCGGCAAACAGAGGCGCACCCCUUUCCGUCUCAGGCAUCCUACCGCGCCAGUGAGCCAUUGGAGCUCGUGCACGGUGAUAUCUGCGGGCCAAUCAAGCUGGCGACCCCGGGCGGCAAGAUCCUGCUGCAAGCGAAAAGUGAGGUGGCAGAGGAGGUUAAGCGCAUUCAAGUGCUAGCGGAGGCCUAA